Trypanosoma cruzi is the source of this 2829-nucleotide messenger RNA. RefSeq lists its product as uncharacterized. Gene Ontology annotation, biological process: cleavage in ITS2 between 5.8S rRNA and LSU-rRNA of tricistronic rRNA transcript (SSU-rRNA, 5.8S rRNA, LSU-rRNA). The coding region runs from base 1 to 2829 and encodes 942 amino acids. The transcript has a single exon. NCBI's taxonomy places the organism in Eukaryota, Euglenozoa, Kinetoplastea, Trypanosomatida, Trypanosomatidae. Gene Ontology annotation, molecular function: polynucleotide 5'-hydroxyl-kinase activity. Gene Ontology annotation, cellular component: nucleus. The record is from RefSeq and is a predicted model, not a curated record.
AUGCGGAGGACGAGGCGGCUUCUGUCCACUGGCACCACCGAGGUGUCUGCAGGGGCGGAGGAGACCACGACUCGCGGCGGGGGAAUUCCUUUGGUCCACCCAUGGGCGCCGUCCGAUGCCGUCACCGCAUUGCCGGAAGGGGGCAACAGGGACGAUAUGGACACGGCGCCACCGGUAAAGCGGCUAAAACUACCGGAUAAAGUGCUGACACGCCUCGGAAAGACACCGUCCGCAUCCGGUAGGGGGAACGUUGAGGAGGACAGUGCGGCAGAAGGUGUCGCUGAGGUAAUUCGCUUGAAAAAGCUGGCUGCGGCAAAACAUCACGCGUCAGCGUCGGAUAUUGAGGCAGGUGAUGAUUUGAGAGCGCUGGUUUCGGUGCGCCGAAUUCCUCGACCGCAACCUCGACAAGGCGAGGGUCAGCAGCGAAGGGGAGAAUUGAAUCCACCAGCCGAGCAUUUUGCCAAUAGCAAUGAUGAAUUUAUUCGCUUUGCCGCUACAGGAGGGGCUGAAGACAGUGACUCUUCUUCUCUAAUCUCAUCUUGGUCGGAUGAAAAAUUACAGGAUGAUGACGGCAAUGCGGAUGCGCGUGCGGAAAAGCAAAGGAGGGUGAUCGAUCGACACUUUGCCGGCUAUGAGAGCGAAAACAUUGAAUCUCUUUCAGAAGAGGAAGAGGAAGAGGAAGAGGAGGAAGAAACCAGCGGGAGUGAGAGCUCUGAAAAUGAUGAUGGAGGUGAAGAUGAUAAGGAUAAUAAUAUUCCGCCCAAGAACGAAGGAGACCGAGCUGGAUUUGGUCUUCUUGAACGCCGGCGUCAGCAGCAAAGGGAACAACAAGCGCAAAAAGGGAAAAUGGGGGCGGUCAGGGAUGAGGGUGGAGUGGAUGCUGCGACCAACCACAAUAGUGACCGCCGUUACCGCUACACUUCGAUGUUCUUUGAGAUGCACAUUGCCCGAGAGGCCAUGCGUCCGUGCCACCACACACUUAUGUGUCUGAGCGGGCCCGUCACUGUUCAGGGCCCUUGUGGCAUCAUUGGGUUUGGUAUUGGUGAAGUUGCCGUUGGUGGUUUCUUUCUCGGAAAGAAACAAAUUAAUCUUUACAGUGAAGCCGAUAGGGUUGUUUUGACGCCUGUGCAACGCCUAAAAAGCAAGAAUGCGGGUUUGGAGUCUCUUCCGGUGCCAGUGCCAUUCUCUUUCAAGGCAAAAAACGACCCGGUCACUGUCGUUCCUCCGACGAUACGAGAAAGUUAUGAGGAUGCGGCGGACGAUAAUGACGUGGAGAUUUUUGGCGCUAUUGAUUGGGUUUGGGUGGAGACAACCAUUAGGUCUUGGCGGGGACGAUUUGCGAACAAGAUGCCAAGCAUUGUGCUAGUUGUGCAGCCAUAUGAACCUUACGGUCUGCCCCCAACGCGCCGGCAUCGUCUUAAAGGGAAGGGGAAGAAAUUAAACGACGCUUUUAUGGACGUUCCACGCUUUGUUGCACGUGGAAAUGAUGUUGGUAUUGAUGCGGUCUUGUUACCGGAGGUAAUUCCUGCCAUUGUGAAGCAAGCCACCGGCGUGGUGGUUGUGUUGGGUUCACAGAACAUCGGCAAGUCGACUCUUGCGCGGUUUAUUACAAAUGCCCUAUUUUCACAGCAUGGUGUCUGCUACUGGCUCGAUUUGGAUCUCGGACAGCCGGAGUUUUCUCCCCCUGGGGUAUUUUCUCUCUACUGCGUUAAACAACCUCUUCUUCGCCCACGUGACACAAAGAAGGUUAAACUUGUGAAGGGGUUUUUCCUCGGCGGCUCACGUCCGCGUUGCCCAGUAGCGACAGCGAUCGCCAUUGAGCAGCUUUGUGCCAUCGUUGGGCCACUGCAGCGACGGUUUCCUGUCGUGGUGAACACACACGGUUGGGUGCUUAGCACGGGACGGCGCAUGACGGUGGAGGCGAUACGCCGCCUACAACCCAAGCACAUUGUUCACUUGGUGAAGGAAGGGGAGACACGCUGGGCGCGCGACAGCGAGUUGCUCAUGUGUCCUACCAAAGGCCUCAAUUCGGAGGUUCUGCACAAAAGGUUUUUUGUGCGCCGUGCCGAGUUGGAAAACACGAAAAGGAAAGUGAACGACGUCAUUGGGCGUCUCCCGUACCCGCAUUCCGUCAUGAAUAGACCGGAGUAUGCUACUACCGCUGAGUGGUCUGGGAGAGUGCAUACGGUAAACGUAACGCGGAGCGAGGGAUCACUGCAGCAGGGUAUACAGCCUAAAGCCUCUGCUAUUCGUAGUGCCAUUUGGCAGCAGCAUUUGGCGCCUAUAUUCUGCUAUUACGAGACCUUGGAUGAGAAGCGGCGGCAGAAUGGUGGGAGCGAGUUGCAACUGACAGAAGCGGAUGAGUCCACGACGUUGUUCAAGGGUCAACUGAGGCAGUUUGAUUCGAUUGUGCUUGCCGGCGUGGACGAUGCCCGUGAUAUGACGGACGAUAUGGUGUGCGCGGCACUGGAGCACAGUGUUGUGGCGCUUUCGUUUUCCCUUGUCCCUUCUUCUCCACCUCUCGCGUGUGUUACCCAGCGGCAGGAGGCGUCAAAUGGACCGUUGGGAAAUUACCGUAGUUUAAUGGACAUGCCCAAAGGGUUCUCUUUCUCGUGCUUUGGAUUCGUGGAGAGCACCGAGGCGGAGAUGCGCGUUUCAAAGGAGGUGAAGAUACGCCUGCCGUACCACCGCGACGUUGUGCGCGGCAUGUUGUCAAAAGAAGACGACACGAAGAUGAUUCGAGUCUCCCUCGCGUGCACACUGGCCGCCUGCACCGAUACCGCGGCGCUGGAGGCCUACUUUUACGGGGGCGAUGAAGGGGGAAAGUGA